Kickxella alabastrina is the source of this 798-nucleotide messenger RNA. RefSeq names its product COPI associated protein-domain-containing protein. Lineage: Eukaryota; Fungi; Kickxellomycota; Kickxellomycetes; Kickxellales; Kickxellaceae. The coding region runs from base 94 to 795 and encodes 233 amino acids. The record is from RefSeq and is a predicted model, not a curated record. The transcript has a single exon.
CUUUUCUUUCGCAAAAUAUUUUCUCUAUAUUUUUAUUUUUACCCAUUUAGGUCGGAUGCACCAAGAUACACGCGUUUAAUAAGAGAGAAAAACAUGACACUUCCGUAUAUAAUCGCCCGGCGGUCGUUUAAUUUCAGCCGGUUUAUUUCCCUUCCCUUGCUCAUAGUCAACAGCAUCCAGGGUAUUUUAAUCUUUAUCCAGGGAUGCCUCUCCUGCUCCAUCGGUGAUUUACGGCACAUAAUGCUGGGGAUCCCCUGUCUCCUCUUUGGCUUUCUCCUCGUGCUCAUGGAGGCUGUGCACCUGGCAACUUUCCGCAUGUAUGCAUCCUUCCUCUUUUCAUUCUUUGGACGCGGUCUUCUCUACUUAGUUCUCGGCUGUAUGACUUUGGAGGGAGGAGCUAGGCGGACAGCUGAGCUCGGAAUUGGUCUGGAAAUCGCCCUAAUCGGCUUGGUGUUUCUAGGCAUGACAUUGAGCAACGUGUACUUUGAUGACCCGGCGGAUGAGUACGCUAUGGUUAUUCAUAAUAUCCAAAAUGGGUUCCAUGGGAAUGGGGACGAGAAGGGAGGGAGAAUAGGUAGGGUGGCUGGCGGCGGUAGCUCGGAGAAAAACUUUGGCACGGUGGGUGCGUAUUCCGGUCAAGGAAUCAGUAGCGAGACGUAUGCUGCGUCCGCGGUGACGUCGUUUAUUCCGUAUACGUCGACAGGCGGGUACGCAGGAUCCAUGGCUUCCGGCACAACACCUGGCGCCAGAGUAUUUGCUGCCGGCGAUAAGUUGUCGAUUUCUAAUCCAAUUUAACAC